Loa loa (African eye worm) is the source of this 703-nucleotide messenger RNA. RefSeq lists its product as hypothetical. The record is from RefSeq and is a predicted model, not a curated record. NCBI's taxonomy places the organism in Eukaryota, Metazoa, Nematoda, Chromadorea, Rhabditida, Onchocercidae. Gene Ontology annotation, cellular component: extracellular region. The transcript is spliced from 5 exons. The coding region runs from base 1 to 312 and encodes 103 amino acids.
AUGAAAAUUACACAUACUUGUCCUGGUGGCAGAUCAGUGUGUCCGGACUCAGCAACUUGUUGUCUAACUGAUGCUGGUAUUUAUGGUUGUUGUCCGGUGAUGGAUGCAGUCUGCUGCGACGACCUUAUUCAUUGCUGCCCUCCUGCUACGAAAUGUGAUAUGGUACACGGACAAUGCUUACAGAACGAAGUCUCAGUACCUCGGAAGAAUAAACAAACCGACCAUUUGACUAAGGAAACAAGCAUCAAAAACAGGCAGCUUUUGAGAACAUUCAACGAUGGAAAUAACUCAUACAUUGCUUCCCACACCUGAAGUGAUUUUCUCUCAGUGGCUCCAAGUUGAAUAUCAUCGAAUGUUUUUCGUAAACUUUUUUCAUUUCAAACUUGAAUAAAAGGCAGUUCUUAUCAAAAACAAAAUUAUAGUUGCGAAGAAAUGCAUGGUGGAUCCUGAUGAUAAACUAAUACUGCGCGAAAAGUUGGUGGAAUAAUCCGUCCACUAAACUUGGAAGUUCAUAUUGCGACGUUGCUGAAGUUGGCAGUGAUAUUGCUGUUGUUUCGUGAUACGUGUUAUCUUCAUCAACAGAAUGGUAAUAAAUUGCCGCAGGAGGCUGCAAAAUAGAUAAAGGCGACUUGACGAUUGACGAUGGAAAUAGUUGAAAAUUUUUGAUAAUCUAAAAUUUGUUUUUCAAGGUAAAACAUAUCUC